Molecule: messenger RNA, 1278 nt
Organism: Candida tropicalis MYA-3404
Lineage: Eukaryota; Fungi; Ascomycota; Pichiomycetes; Serinales; Debaryomycetaceae
Gene: CTA9
Product: Cta9p
Exons: 1
Coding region: 1-1278 (425 amino acids)
Source: RefSeq, a predicted model, not a curated record
AUGACAACCUCCAAAUCAUGGGGUCGUUCGCAAUUACAUCACGACCAUAUGGAUCCAAUCAAACCAAAUUUAAUCUUUUCAUCUAAUAUCCCACACAAGAUCCAUAAUCUAAUACAUAAUUUAAAACAUCAUAAUUUUGAAGAUAAACCUUGGAGUAUAACUAUAAAUAUUCAAUUAAAUAAUUUGGUUUCUAGACAUGGAUCAAUCAAAUUGACAGAUUUGGAGGAUUUAAUAAAUAUUCAUGCCAAUAAACAUUAUAUCUUACGAAUUUUAAAGAAUGAACAAUGGGAAUAUACACCAUAUGAAGAAAUAUUUAUCGUUAUGGUGAAAUUAAUAGUAUUAAAAUUUAAUGAAAAAACUACCAUUGAAUUCCAACAAGAUGAGAAUUACUUGAUUUUGAAACAAUGUGGAUUUUUAGAAGAAAUUGAAGAAUACAUGAAAAAAAUAUAUCAUAAUUACCAUGAAGAAGAAUCAUCAAGUAUGGCUGAUAAACUGAUGAAUAAUGAUUAUGAUGUUAGUGAUUCUACAUUAGAAUAUAGUGAGACAGAAGAGAAUGGGGAAUUUGAAGGUAAACAUCUUGAACCUUUGAAAUCAAAUGAUACUUUAAUUGAUGAAUUUAGAAGGAGGUUUAGUGAUAUUAGUGAUGAAGAAAAGUCAUUUAACCGAAACCUGGACUUUAUUAAUAAUAUUAGUAAUUUAAGACAUAAUGAUGAAGAAGAUAAUGAACUACUGAAAAAAUUGAAUGUUGAUGAUGAUGAUACUAUUGAAGUUACUUUAAAAGAUCAGCACACUCCACAACUAGUGCAUGAAGUUUAUAAUCCUUUCCGUUUGGAUGAUUUGGUAGAAGUUGAUUGUGAAAAUGAAGAGGAUUUUGAUUUAAAGGAUUCUGUUGAUCCAUUCUUUCCACUGCCAACUUCUCCAGUUAAAAAAGAAUUUACUGAAGAUGACGAAAUUAUCAAAAUAUCAAGACAGCUGUCGUUUCAAUCUCCAACGAAAUCGAAAAGAUCACAAAGUUUAUCAAGAAUGUCAUCAUUAUCAAUGAUAGAUGAUGAUAGAUUUGGAUUAGAUUACGCAUUUAAUUCCAAUGGUAAUAAUGUUCCAUCUUUUAUUAAAGAUAAUAAGAAAUUUAAAUUUAUCAAAGUUGGUAAAGUUCAAAAAUUUGUCAAUCUUUUUGAAGAACAACAAAAAGAGUUACAAGAUGUUAAUAUAACUUCAGCUACUAGUAGUAGAAGAGCAAGUAGGACAAGUUCCAGAGCAGGUAGUCCUGGAAAAUUUUAG